GUACUAUCUAACAUGAAUUUAGCUGAUUAACCAUUUUCCAUAAUCAGCAACCAUCGUGUCCUAAACAAACUGUCACACUCUCCCCUCUCUCUCUCUUCUCUUCUAUGUUAUGUUUCUACUUUCAAUGCACCGAGUCCCUCGUCAUUCUCACUAGUAGCCAGACAAAACCCAAAACCACACGCAAUAACAAAAAAACAACAUGCGGUGUUGCAUUCCGACGUUGUUGGUCGUAACCACCGUACUAUUGUCGGCGGUGCACGGAGUUUUCCUCCCUCUGGAGCGGAGCAUUCCUCCGACGGGCCACCGCGUGGAGGUGGCGGCGCUGAAAGCCCGCGACAGGGCCCGCCACGCCCGCAUGUUGCGCGGCGUCGCCGGCGGCGUCGUCGACUUCUCCGUCCAAGGCACCUCCGAUCCAAACUCCGUUGGAUUGUAUUAUACGAAAGUGAAGAUGGGAACUCCUCCUAAGGAGUUUAACGUUCAGAUUGAUACGGGAAGUGACAUAUUGUGGGUGAAUUGCAAUACUUGCAGUAAUUGCCCUCAGUCUAGUCAACUAGGGAUUGAGCUUAAUUUCUUUGACACGGUUGGCUCAUCCACAGCAGCAUUGAUUCCCUGCUCGGACCCAAUAUGCACUUCCAGGGUCCAGGGUGCUGCUGCUGAAUGCUCUCCGAGGGUUAAUCAGUGCAGCUACACCUUUCAGUAUGGAGAUGGGAGUGGGACAUCGGGUUAUUAUGUUUCGGAUGCAAUGUAUUUUAACUUGAUCAUGGGACAGCCUCCGGCAGUAAACUCUUCGGCUACCAUUGUUUUUGGGUGUAGCAUCAGUCAGUCUGGAGAUUUGACUAAGACAGAUAAAGCAGUUGAUGGGAUUUUUGGAUUUGGCCCUGGUCCUCUAUCUGUUGUAUCACAAUUGUCAUCUCGAGGAAUAACACCCAAAGUUUUCUCUCAUUGCUUAAAGGGAGAUGGCGAUGGAGGAGGUGUUCUAGUUCUUGGUGAGAUUUUGGAGCCAAGUAUUGUUUAUAGUCCUCUUGUACCAUCACAGCCUCAUUACAACUUGAAUCUUCAGAGUAUUGCUGUCAAUGGACAACUUCUCCCAAUUAAUCCAGCUGUAUUUUCUAUAUCUAACAACCGAGGAGGGACUAUAGUUGACUGUGGUACAACAUUGGCAUAUCUUAUUCAAGAAGCUUAUGAUCCUCUUGUCACUGCUAUAAAUACUGCCGUGUCACAAUCUGCCAGGCAAACAAAUUCAAAAGGAAACCAGUGUUAUCUGGUCCCAACCAGUAUAGGUGACAUUUUUCCUUCGGUAAGUUUAAACUUUGAGGGUGGAGCAUCAAUGGUUUUAAAACCAGAGCAGUACCUUAUGCAUAACGGUUACCUUGAUGGUGCUGAAAUGUGGUGCAUCGGUUUCCAGAAAUUUCAGGAGGGAGCCUCAAUUUUAGGAGAUCUUGUCCUAAAAGAUAAGAUAGUUGUGUAUGACAUAGCUCAACAACGAAUUGGAUGGGCUAACUAUGACUGUUCUUUGUCUGUAAAUGUUUCGGUGACUACAAGUAAGGACGAGUACAUCAAUGCAGGGCAGCUUCAUGUCAGCAGCUCCGAAAUACACAUUCUUUCUAAGUUACUACCUGUAAGCUUUGUGGCUCUCUCUAUGUACAUAAUGUUGGUAUGAAAAUUUUUAUGUGAAGUGUUGGGAAUCAAAGUCAUCAGUCAAGAUAAUGUAAAAAUAAGUUUUCAACAUUAAUCAUGGGAAGAAAGAUCAAGUGAGAAGACAAAGAUUUAUGUUCCAAGUAGCUUGGAAGAAAUGCAGAUUUGGAUAGAAGCUUUGACAAUUGGAGAUUUCGAUGAAAGGUUGAGAAGGGAAAAUUUUGACAAAAUUCUGAUAAGUGGAAAUUUCGAUGGAAGUUCAAAGAAUGAUUAGUUGAAAUAUCAUGAUUGUAAGUACCCAAUUUUUGACUGGGUAAAAAGGGGAUGAUAAACAAAAGUUGAUUAAAAAAACUAGUUAUUAUUAAAAUUUCUGAAGUUUGAAUAAUUUGUUUAUAUUAUGAACCUUUAUUUUUGUUUGACAACUUAUAUUCAAAAUGAACCUCAAGUGUA
Glycine soja is the source of this 2085-nucleotide messenger RNA. Its product is annotated as aspartic proteinase-like protein 2. The transcript has 10 exons. Gene Ontology annotation, biological process: proteolysis. Gene Ontology annotation, molecular function: aspartic-type endopeptidase activity. NCBI's taxonomy places the organism in Eukaryota, Viridiplantae, Streptophyta, Magnoliopsida, Fabales, Fabaceae. The record is from RefSeq and is a predicted model, not a curated record. Bases 200 to 1660 code for a protein of 486 amino acids.